AUGCACGUCCCUCGUAUUCUUUUCUAUCCAAUCAAAUAUUCCACCUUUCCUAAAAUUUCCAUUAUACAUGAACAAUCAUUGUCCAAGCUUUUAACUCAUGUUUAUCCAGCAUCAGGUAGAUUGGCAUUUGAUGGUCAAUCUAUCAAUUGUCAUGAUGAAGGUGUUUUGUAUAUAAAGGCAAAAGUUGAUUCUCCAUUUUGUGAUUUCCUCAAGGAUGCAAAGAAAGAUAUUGACCUAGCAUUGAAUUUUUGCCCGAAAAUCGAUCGUAGUGUUUCUAAUUUGUCUAUCACUCCACUAGUUGUAGUGCAAGUGACGGAGUUUGCGUGUGGUACGGGGAUAGUUUUAUCUGUGAGUGCUGAACACGCGGUUAUUGAUGGAUUCACAGCAUUGAAAUUUGUUUACGAGUGGUCUAAAGUAAGUAAAAUGGAAAUAAAUAUUCAUUCCGAUAAGAUCAAUUGCUUCACCUUUGACGAUUUUGGUACCAUGCAUUUUUCCACCAACAAGUGA
Molecule: messenger RNA, 507 nt
Organism: Solanum tuberosum (potato)
Lineage: Eukaryota; Viridiplantae; Streptophyta; Magnoliopsida; Solanales; Solanaceae
Product: acylsugar acyltransferase 3-like
Exons: 1
Coding region: 1-507 (168 amino acids)
Source: RefSeq, a predicted model, not a curated record